UCCAGCCGCCUUGCAGGCAGGAUGCAGACGCUGGGAAGAGCGAUGAGGAUGGAGGCCCGCGAGGCAGCGCCGCCGGCGGGGGCGGGCGGCUGGAGCAAGUGGGUGAGGCUCAACGUGGGGGGCACGGUGUUCCUGACCACCCGGCAAACGCUGUGCCGCGAGCAGAAGUCCUUCCUCAGCCGCCUGUGCCAGGGGGAAGAGCUGCAGUCUGACCGGGAUGAGACCGGGGCCUACCUCAUCGACCGUGACCCCACCUACUUCGGGCCCAUCCUCAACUUCCUCCGGCAUGGCAAGCUGGUGCUGGACAAGGACAUGGCUGAGGAGGGGGUCCUGGAGGAAGCGGAGUUCUACAACAUCGGCCCGCUGAUCCGGAUCAUCAAAGACCGGAUGGAGGAGAAGGAUUAUACCGUCACACAGGUCCCACCCAAGCACGUGUACCGCGUGCUGCAGUGCCAGGAGGAGGAGCUCACGCAGAUGGUCUCCACCAUGUCCGACGGAUGGCGCUUCGAGCAGCUCGUGAGCAUCGGCUCCUCCUACAACUACGGCAGCGAGGACCAGGCAGAGUUCCUGUGCGUGGUGUCCAAGGAGCUCUAUAGCUCCCCGCACGGACUGAGCUCCGAGUCCAGCCGCAAAACCAAGCGCGCGGAGGAGCAGCUGGAGGAGCGGCAGCGGCAGGAGGUGGAGGUGGCACAGGUGCAGGUGGAGGUGGAGGCAGAUACGCAGCAGAAAGCCCAGUCAUCUCAGGAUCCCGCUAACCUUUCCUCCCUCUCACCACCGCCUCCUCCUCCUCCGCUUCCCGCCGGAGGUUCCCGUCUGCGCCCCCUCAGACCUGAGGCUGCGCUUGCGGUGAGGGCUUCUCCUGGGCCCCUCGCCCACCCCCAGAGCUGCCACGCCUGCUGUUACAAGCCAGAGGCACCCGGAUGUGAGGCCCCAGAUCGCCUCCAGGGACUUGGGGUUCCGUUCUGAAAUCCUUUAUUUUUGUACCACGGGGUGGGCCCCCAGCCCGAGGCGGAGGAAGAGCUCUCCCUGCUGUCACCUCUGUCUACACCUGCGGGGCUAUGAUUUACUCCUGCCUCCGGGGGCCGGGUGGGAGCCCACUGGGACCUCGCAAGGCCUGAUGUGGGCCCUGGGACCCCUGGGCAGAGCCGCCUGCGGGUGGUCAAAGUGUGGCGCUGUCCAGCUGUGUCUCCCAGGCCCCUACGUCCCCUCCCUCAGGUCCCCCCGCUGCAUGGCAGAUGCGCUCCCCCCGCAGCCCAGUCACAUCACCUCCUUUGGUCUCCCUGUCUGUCACGUGGGUUCACUUCCUGCCCUACCUACCUCAGGUUUGCUGUGAUUUUAACGAGAGGAGCAAAGGUCCCCGAAAGCCCUCAGGGGGGGCACGAGGUGCAGACUCGGACCUGCCCGGCCCAGGAUGGAGAUUGAGGGACUGGUGGGCGAUGAAGGGCGUGGCGUUAGCGCUGUUGAAGGAGGGGAUGGGUGACUCGGCCUUCACCUUGCCUGCUCCCCGCGCCCCUGCUGUCUGUACUGCCGGCCGCACAGUGCCCUGGCCAGGAGGAAGGGAGGCAUCGGUUCAGCAGGGGCAGCGGGGCCACUCAGGAGCUGGUGACAAGGGAAAGGGAGAGUCUGGGGUGGCAGGGGCUGAGCAAGGGGCCCCUCCUGCAUUUACGGCCUCCCCAGCUGGAUACUUGCUUCCCAGCGGUGUCCAACACCACCGUGUAAUAAAACCUGAAGAAACAGCCAGCCCGGCUGUCUCCCUCUCUUUCUCUGGGCCACGUUUGGGGACAGGUGGUGUAGACAGCCCAAAGGUAAUGGGGCUUUUUCAUAAAGCCCAGGGACCCCGCCCUGUUGUCACUCUCCCGUGCGUGCUGGGGGGGGGCACAUCACGGUUGCAUCCUCUGUCCCGUGGCCGGACACCGAGGGUACCAGCUCUGCCUUGCUGGGCGAACUUUGGAAAGUACCUUCCCCUCUCUGGGCCUCAGUUUCCUCAAUAGUAAAGUGACGAGGUGGACCAGGUGACUUCUAAGGCCCCGCCCCCUGGAGUCACGCAGGUCUCUUCCGGCCUCCAGGCAGACCUAGAUUAGCUGGGGUGCUGAGGGCUAGGGAAUUGGGCCUCUGGGAAUCAGAAUACCAGGUCCUCCCAAGCCUGGCUCCCUACGUCCCAAUUCCCAGUCUCACCUCGCCAUUCAGGUAAGGUGCUCUCCUUUCUGGCUUCACCCUACCACCUCAGCUCCCUCCUAACCUAGCAGGACGUCCCCUCUGCUUCCUGCUGUGAUAGCUUCUGGUCACCUCCACCCUCUGCCCCAAGUCCUAGGAAAUACAACCCCCAGUCUCCCCUCCAUCUUCUCUCAGAGUCUGACGGGACCCCCACCCCGCCUGGCCAGUUCCUUCACCUCCCAGGUCCUACUGAGUGUCUUCCUGGCUCCCCAGCCCCGCCCCCCAGCAGUUGAGCGCUGCCGGGGGACAUCUCUGCAAAGCAGUGCUCCCCUUGACCGAAGCCUCCCAGGGGGACCUCACCACUAGCCCUGGGGCCACGUGGCUCUCUGAAGUUGACCUCGCUUUUUGUGUCCAGCUUUGCUUGCAAAAGAGUUACCAGGAGCCUUGUUAAAAGGACAGAUUACCCCCUACCCCCUAAUUCCUACUAAGGCCAUGAAUUUGCACUUUAGCAAAGCACCCUCCAGCAGUGUUCUCCCCCUCUGAGAUCCCCGAGAGGCCACCCGGGGUAGUCCUGCCCCCACCCCAAAUGUGUCCCCCCAUAGCGUCUGCUCUAUCAUCUCCACAGGCAGGACCCAGCGGGCGGAGGGCUCUCCACACAUGGAUGCAAUGGCCGUUCCCUGUCUACCUUUGAAAACCCUCUCGACACUAGGCCCCCUCCAAGGCUCCCCGCUUCCUUCUCCCAGCUAGGCUCCAAGAAAGACUUGUCCGCCCUUGACACCCCCGUUCCUCCCCUCCACCAGGGCCCGGCCCUGUAGACCUCCCUGACCACUCCCACUCAGGCCACAGCCCUGGCUGCUAAGACCCCACCCCCCUCAGUUCCCCUCAGCCUCCUACUCCGGACCCGCACGUCUGCAGUCUGUGUCUCCCCCACCUCCUCAGUUCUCCUCAGCCUCCUACUCCGGACCCGCACGUCUGCAGUCUGUGUCUCCCCUACCUCCUCGUCUUCCCUGGACCACCGUCCUUGCAGGGCAGCUCUAAAAUCCCUCCUCCAAACCUCUCUCAAGCUCCGCCUGCCUCCUGGACAUCUCCCUCCCAGAAGCGUCCCAAGUUCAUGACACCUUCCCAGAGCUUUUCCCUCCCCAGGUGCCCUGGGUGGGAGUGGUCCUGGGUGACUCCUCCCUCACGUCACCCCAUCCACUGAGGCACCUGGAGGACAGUAAGGGUCCUUCAACCCUAUGUCCAUCCUCCUUGCCCUGCUCCAUCCAGGAUCCAUCCUCUUCUCCCUGGAAUUCCACAGCGGCCUCCUUACCGGCCUCCCUGCCUCCCACUUCCUCCAGGCUGGUGCCGGUGGUGGUUCUAAAAUGGGAAUCCAUCCUGUGUCAGUCACUUCCCUGCUCUAGAGCCUUCCACGGCUUCCCAGAGCGCCCAGGGUCAAUUCAUAGCUCCACUCCAAGCGCUUUGCCGUCUAAUCUCAGUUUGCCCCUCCCCAUGCAUUCCUUUUUAGCCCUACCGCCCACCCCACCACCACCCCUGCCAACCUCUGUUCCAACUAAAAACAACUUACUGUUCCCUAACAGGCCACUGACUUUGGGGACUGCUGCCUUUGCACAUGCUGUUCCCCUGCCUGGAAUGCUCUUCCCCACCUUGGCCACCUUUGAACCCCAAGUCUCCUCCAGGCAGCCUUCCCGAGUUGCAGUCUACCCCAAAGCCCCGUCACCCUGGAUCAGCAUCCCCACCCCUCCCGAGAUGAAGAGCCAAGUUCUGUGCAGCUCUGUGACCCCAGUGCGGCCCUUGGCACGUGGUAGGAGCCUGGAGCUGCUCGCUGAAUAAAUGACUCAGAGUGCA
Molecule: messenger RNA, 3999 nt
Organism: Lagenorhynchus albirostris (white-beaked dolphin)
Lineage: Eukaryota; Metazoa; Chordata; Mammalia; Artiodactyla; Delphinidae
Gene: KCTD17
Product: potassium channel tetramerization domain containing 17
Exons: 9
Coding region: 22-966 (314 amino acids)
Biological process (GO): protein homooligomerization; proteasome-mediated ubiquitin-dependent protein catabolic process
Cellular component (GO): cytoplasm; Cul3-RING ubiquitin ligase complex
Molecular function (GO): cullin family protein binding
Source: RefSeq, a predicted model, not a curated record